This is a messenger RNA of Triticum dicoccoides, 1222 nucleotides long. RefSeq names its product mRNA-decapping enzyme-like protein. Lineage: Eukaryota; Viridiplantae; Streptophyta; Magnoliopsida; Poales; Poaceae. The transcript has 7 exons. Gene Ontology annotation, molecular function: mRNA binding; enzyme activator activity. The annotation marks the transcript as partial. The record is from RefSeq and is a predicted model, not a curated record. Gene Ontology annotation, biological process: deadenylation-dependent decapping of nuclear-transcribed mRNA; deadenylation-independent decapping of nuclear-transcribed mRNA; positive regulation of catalytic activity. Gene Ontology annotation, cellular component: P-body.
UCCGAUCCGGUUUGCUUGCCUUGUAUUGCGCAGAGCCGCAAGGACGUGGAGGGGUCGCUGUUCGUCGUGAAGAGGAACACGCAGCCGAGGUUUCAGUUUAUCGUCAUGAACAGGCGGAACACGGAUAAUCUGGUGGAGGAUUUAUUAAGUGAUUUUGAAUACGAACUUCAACCUCCAUAUUUGUUGUACCGGAAUGCUGCACAAGAAGUAAAUGGUAUUUGGUUUUACAAUCAGCAGGACUGUGAUGCUGUAGCAAAUCUUUUUGGAAGGAUACUUAAUGCUUACGCCAGAGUACCUCCAAAAGCUAAAGUGCCCUCCACCAAAAGCGAGUUUGAGGAAUUGGAGGCUGUUCCUACGUCCGCUGCUAUAGAUGGCCCCCUUGAACCACCGCCAGCAUCCACUCUCAUUUCUGAUACUCCUGAUGAAUCACUUGCUAAUUACUUUGGUGGUGCUGCAAGCAUUGGGAGUGUAUCAAGUGGGUCAAUGGUUGGAAGAGCUCAUCCAUCCACUGAAACCACUGCGGCUUCCCACACGCCAUUGAUUAUGCCUUCUGCUGCCCAGUCGCACCAAAUACACCCUCCUUUUGGAGGUUCAUCAGCUCCACCACUGCCCCUCCAGGACACUAAUGCCCAUGCUAGCCAUUCAACAAAUCUUGUAACACCGGCAUUCUUUGCUCCUCCAUCAUCCUCUUCUGCAUCACUAGCUCCGCCGAUUUCAUCAAUGAUGCCGACAGCGCCACCUCUUCAUUCAACUUCAUCAUCUACUCAACAUCCUCAGUACGGGCAUGGCGCCCCUCUACUCCAACCUUUUCCACCACCUUCACCACCUCCAUCCUUCGCCCCUGCACACAACGACGGCUCUGUUAUUUCACGGGAUAAAGUUAAGGACGCCCUCCUGAGACUUGUUCAGAGUGACCAGUUCAUCGAUUUAAUUUACCGGGAGUUGCAGAAUGCACAUAUGUAGACUGCUUCCUAGGUGUCUUGUUGCUCGCUGCCGCGACAAGAGUGUUUCUGUUCUCUGUGAGUUUUGUACGCUGGUUCUGGAACUUCUGUAUAGCUUUGUAUUGAUGUGUUGAUGUAGAUUCUUUAUAGCUAUGGAUGGUAGUACUUAUGGUCUUCCUUGUUUACAAAUGACUAUGUCAAUGUCAUUACAUUUAUGUGUAAUUGGAAAAAAGGAGUUUGUAAGGAUGUUAUGAUAUCAUCAUUUUCGUGUGUUUUACUGA